Messenger RNA from Laetiporus sulphureus 93-53, 5970 nucleotides. RefSeq lists its product as uncharacterized. Lineage: Eukaryota; Fungi; Basidiomycota; Agaricomycetes; Polyporales; Laetiporaceae. The transcript has 46 exons. Bases 1 to 5970 code for a protein of 1989 amino acids. Gene Ontology annotation, biological process: proteasomal ubiquitin-independent protein catabolic process. Gene Ontology annotation, molecular function: proteasome binding; peptidase activator activity. The record is from RefSeq and is a predicted model, not a curated record. Gene Ontology annotation, cellular component: cytosol; nucleus.
AUGAACGCCACGGAUCACUACAUGAAGAAGCUUCGUAAUUAUGCAAAGGACCUGCCGUACUCCAUUGAGCCCUACUUGAAGAUGCAAGAAUUGCUUGACCUUAUUCUAUUACGCUUGACCCAAUGCGUGGAUGCCAAGGAUUAUGAUCCUGGUUUCCUGCAGUGGGACAGCAUGUUGACUUACUGGUUCAUGCUGAAAUACCCUAUUCCCAAAGAGAAGAGAAUUGCCACCGCGAAGCUUUAUUUCAAUGUCUGCACAACGCCGGGCAUGCCCAAUCACGUUGUCGCUGCGGGAUGCGAUGCCCUCUAUUUGCUGACCAGGUCGAAGAAUAAGCUGUCCAUUUGGGAUAUGAGGUUUCCCUGGAAGCCCAUUUUCAAUAUUCUGAGCAAGGAUUUGUUCAUGACGAGGAGACAAUUCGAGAUUAGCCAAACAUCUUGGUACAUGGGGUACAUUGCUGAGAACAUACAGAGGUUUUUCCACCCUGUAGCCAUAGACGAAAUGCUGUCGACGUUCUUGCCCAUGAUGAAGGGAACUAGCCUUAGCACUAUCCUCGCUUCUCAGUAUUACAUGUUGACGUUUCUUCCCAUGUCACAUCCUCAAUCCUACCUCCCCAUGAUGUUCCGCCUUUGGGAAUCGGUCAACUCGUACAUGUUUGACGAUCAUAUGCUGCAGUUUUUUGCGAACCUUGCAGAGAUGCACGUGGACCCGACGGUCAGUGAUCCUCUCAGAAUUGAGGAGAUCCCUGACGAUGCGAGGUCGGAGGGUGAGGGGAGGCCGAAGUGGGACAAGAGGGAUCUUGAGAACAAAUGGAAGUGGUCGGGCUUGUAUUCAGAUGUCGGUAUAUUCACCGAACAUGACUGGAAUUUCAUUGUGACCAAAUGUCUGGCAUCCAUGGAAAUUCCGCUCGCCGACGCUGGUUCUCUGACAACGGGUCCUAAUGCGGACAACCAGGCCAGCUUCGAGCUUAACAGAUUACCUAAGCCGUCGGGUAGAAUAUCAUCGCUCGCGCGCAUCAUCGUAUACUCAAUGGCACAGGACGGGAUGUCGAGCCCUGGAUCUACCACUCCGACGCCCGCAUUUACGCCGUUGACGUCAAGGUCAUCAACACCUCUCCCUCAGCACAACGGUGGUGGGCUAAGCGACUAUCUCUCUGCAUCUCUUGCGAAAGGCGUAUAUUCGAAGGCUAAAACGUAUCUCGCCGGGUGCAGAGCUCUAGAUUCUCUGGUGAAGUUAAUCGCCUCUACUGAGGGCUUUUUCCAUCCUACGAAUUCUGGGACCUGGACAUCCGAUCUCAGCGCGUUCAUCAAACACAUUGUGUAUGAGUUCAACAAACGUUGGUAUGAGGAACAGCAGCCUGAUUGCAAAACGCCACUGCACCGGCGAUUGACACGGGAUAUGAAGCGCGAGCUUGUGAAGAGUCUCAGGACGGUUGCGCUGCUGGCUAUGUUCUCACCGGACAAUUCGACUGUCAGCAAUAUUCAAAGCUGUCUCAAAUCAAUGAGUAUUAUGGAGCCUGACCUUAUACUCCAUCCUGUAUUGGAACGGGCAGUACCUGCACUUGAAACGUUGGUUGAGACGCAACGCACGAUUGCUGUGAUCAAAGCACUAGGAGCUGUCGCACCUGCACUUGUGUGCCGUCACGUUUAUUAUGCGGGCGCUAAACAUUUGUUGCCUAUACUCGAACUUCUGCUUCCUGGCAUUGACUUGUUUUGUACGACCGCCUUCAUAGUUGAGAUAGCCCAGUAUAUCAAAUUCGGGGAAAUGACAAGCGAAGAGAGCAACAAACCUAUUGAUGUUGACAUGGGACGCGCUACUGCAGACGCACCAUCUUUGGACGUCACAGCUUUCCCGCAAGGAAUUGAAUCCAGUGAAGACGUGCAAUUGACCAAGGAUGAAGAAGAUGCUAUCCUAAAGAAUAUGUCCACCACGUUCGCAGACUGGGUGGCUGCAUUCUUGCGUCGAGUAAUCCUCCUUUUUGAGAACCUUCCUGAGGAAGGCGCCGACGGCACGGCGGGCGGAGCAACCGAAGUCCAGCUGGUAGACGCUGUCUGCGGCGCUUUUAGCCAGAUCUGCGUCCAUCUGUCUCAGCCACUAUACGACAUGGUUCUGAACAUGGUGUUUGACUACGCAAGUGAAAAUGUGCGCUCCAACGCCGUGCGGGCCAUCCAUCAACUUGUGGAAUGUAUCGCGAAUGCAGAUCCAGCGAAGACCCUCGCAAAAUUUGUACCAUUCUGCGACCGCAACAUCCGUAUUGAACUGGAACACGGUGCCAGCUCUUUGCGGACUACAUCACCCUCAUCGACUCCUCUUCCGUCCGAUGCUACUCUCCACUGGAAUCUGGCCAUACUUCGAGGAUCGAUGUAUAAUGACGGUAGAGCGGCUCUACCGUACCGCCAAGACCUGAUUGCCCUUUUCAAGUUGCUGCACGAGAAGACGCUCUCGAAGCGCGGAUUCUCAAACACUGGCAAGCUCUUGUCCAGCACCUUGCUCACCUUGACGCAUACGUACCCUCUCGAAAACAAGCUAGUCAAUCCUGAUGAAUGGGCUAGCGAAGAGUUCCGUCGGAACCAUCAUCAAUACUGGGGUAAACUGUACAAGCCGGAGGACGUGAAGCUCUCGUGGCAUGUUCCGAACGACGAAGAGACUGAUUUCGCACUUGAGAUAUUCCGGAAGGUGGUCGAGCCGACCUUGACCACACUUGAAGGGUUGUUGGAACCUGGAGUUGUGCGUGACGCCGUCUGGCGUAACGAUUUUUGCCGACAUCUCAGCUUCGUCCGUAACGCAUUCUCAGGUAUCCCUACGUUUGCGAAGGAGUUUAUUCCUCCUGCAGAUAUGCGGAGAGGCAUCGAGACGACUGACAUAAUCCACGAAUUGCCCGAAAUGAUUGCCAGCAUUGAACCUCUGAAUGCCGGCUUCGCUCUACAAGAUCUGUCUGACCCUCGUCAUCAGUACAUAACUUCUUUGAAACAGCGAUUCGGGGAAUUCUUACAUUCAGCUUCGGAAUCACUGCGUCAACAGGGUGAAGAGAACACUGUUGACGCGGUGCAUAUGCUGAUUCGCUCGAUACGAACUUACAUGCUCGAUUAUGGCGACAACAGGGACAACUACUUUUUGCAAAGCGAUCGUUACAGCUCGGAGCAGAAUGUUGCACGCCAUUAUGCGAAACAAAAGGUUUGGCCACGCGCUCUCUACGUUCGCAGAGCGAGGUUCUACCAUUCAGCACGGUUGCGCUGGAAUUCAAUCGAGCGAAGGAGAGGACCCCUUGAAGACAAACUUAUUGACGACAUCACUGAAUGGGCCAUGUGGCACUAUGUGACCGAUAGAACAAGCCAGGCCCUUCUGGAAGACCUCUGCAGUAGCUUCGACGGCAUUCGAAGGCGGUGCCUGCCAAAGCUCUAUAAAGCGUUGGAGCCUGGAACAGAAGACGACCGCAUGAAGGGUGCGCUCUGGACCCUCAACUGUUCUGCCUUUGCCAAAUAUGCAAUCGGAGAACCUAUAUUGACUACCGAACUGGUGAAAAGAUUGUUCGCUUGUCAGCAUAAUGAAAGGCCUUCAAUACAGGACUAUGUCGCGUCUUUAUCGGACACAUGCUUGAACGGCUUUAACGAGCCUUGUUUUGUCGUAUACGAUAUCGAGAACACAGGAUUGCGACAAGCAAUAGCGGACAUGAAGGCAGUUCUUGCGGCAAGCCAUGACGACAGCGCGAUGGUGGAACGGUGUAGGGACCAACGUAUUUCAAGGCUGUCAUUGGCGAAUGAUGCUAUCGCAGACACGACCAAUGCACUGCUUGAGAUCGCAGAAUCUCCGCGCACUCACUGGCGCUAUGCUAUCGUUGCCAUCAGGUGCCUAAGGACUCUAGUCAGACGGGAUAUCGCCGUUCAAGCGCCACACGCCCGGUACCUCGUGGAGAAAACAUUGGAUUCUCAUUCGAGCAUUUAUGCACAACGUGCGAUCAUGAAAAUCUCUAGGUAUAUCAAGCUGCGCACCUUGUCCAAUGGUCCGAUCGACCUCGCGCUUGAGCAGAACCACAACCCACUUCGACGAACUGUUUCCAUCGCAAAGCCUACUCAUGAAUUCACUGCUGAAUGGCUAGCGGAAUUAAGGCGUCCGAUUAACAUAGAGCGAGCUAGAAGGGAGCCGUUGAUACGAGACAAGCUUUCCAGCGGAUGGCUGGUGUGGAAAGCUACAGCAGAUUGCUUCCUCGCCCCUGAUGCUGUCCUCUCAACGUUCAAGCCCUGGAAUGCCGAUUGCGAAGAGGCAUUCGAGGCAAUAUGUACGAUAGUAACAGAUCCCUCUUACUGGAAGAAGCUCGCCAUUCACUAUGCUGCGGAGAACCACACGGAUGUCGUCUCCCAAGAUAAUGCAUCAUGUGUGAAGUCGAUCUUUCAAUUGCUCGAAUAUGAGCCAUUCGAGGCUUUAAGACCCACGUUAGAAGAACUCAUUGCGAAUGAGGAUAAGAAUAAGCAGCGUGCCGCUGCCGAAUUCCUCGCCGGAAUAUUUGCUGGAUCGAAGCAUUGGCCGACUAACAGCCAAGCUAAGUUGUGGGAGUGGUUUAAGCCACAAAUGCAGUCGAUCUUCGCGCACAAGAGUAACGAUACCCUCCCAGUUUGGACUUCGUUCGUUGAGUACGUGUUCUUCAACAGAGACCCUCGACGACUACAGCCGCUCGUGGACUAUAUCGUGGCAGAGUUCGAGGACGUGGAUUUCAACAAUGAGUCGACAUCGGAAGUUGUUCAUGUCCUCAGCAUCUUCCGAGCUUUCUAUGAGGAGCUUGGCUGGAAGUUCACGCCGUGGGUUGACGAUGCUGUGGAGAGGUGCUGGUCAGAGUUGAGCAGAACCGAACACGAUGACGUCCUGGCAUACAUCAGUGAGAUUAUGACCUACAGCGGAAAAGUGAUGUGGGCACCAAGACCAUCUACACCGACUGCUGAUGUCUUUGUUCGUGAAUGCCGUAUCCUUCCCUUGGAUUUCGACAUCAUGGGAGUCCGCGGAACGUUCCACGAGGGUCGAAUAUUGGACCUCGUCGAGAAGUUCAAAGCGUGGCGUGGACAGCGGUUGCCUGGUUCUCGUGCAUUCCAGUCGACGUAUGACAGGGUUGGUGUGCUUGUUUGUAAAUGGCUAUUCCAGAUGGUACACGAUGUCAAUGCCAUUGCUGCGUUCGAUUACAUUCUUCCUCUAAUGCCUGAGCUUUUCCGCUUCGCGGAAGUGAACGACAAUGACGACCUAGCGCACCGUGCGCAUUUACUGCUAGUGCGGAUGUGUGGUGUAGUUCCUCCGCGGCCUCUGAUAUAUCCGAUGUUGGAUGCUAUCUUUGUAGCGAUACAAACAUCGCCGUCUUGGAGAGUCCGUCUCAAGGUCCUUCCUCUUGUUCAAGUAUUCUACUUCCGUCAAUUUCCUCUCAUUAGUGAUGUCAAAAUCGUCGAGAUGAUAGAGGUGGUUUGUAGAUGUUUGGACGACGAGGUUGUUGAAGUUCGUGAAAUGGCUGCAACAACAUUAUCGGGGAUUCUACGCUUGUCACCCCGUCGGAGCGUGCUCCACCUAAGGGAUCGCUUUGUGCGACUUCUCAAGAAUAGCAAGUUACCGGGCAGGCGCUCUCCCACAUACACGUCUGCACUGCGCCAACGACACGCAGCCAUUCUCGGUAUCUGCGCCUUGGUGGAUAGCUAUCCUUACACAGUUGAGAGGUGGCUGCCCGAUUUGCUCACUAACGUGCUGGCAGAGCACACAUACGAUCCCAUCCCAAUUUCUACAACAGUCAGGAAGUGUGCGAGCAACUUCAAGAAGACUCAUCAAGACACAUGGCACGAGGAUUGCAAGCGCUUCACCGAUAGUCAACUUACUGCUCUGUCUACGUUGCUCACCGGCUCCUCGUACUGUGAGUGCUUGAUGAAACGGAUAGACGUAGCAACACUAAACAGUGACGCUACUCAGAUGCGUGAAUCAAUCUGCUGUAUGAAGCCUCUGCUGUAG